UACUGCAUGGGCUGCACCGAGGGCAGCGCGGCCUGCGUGGUCCGCGACGUGGCGCCCGAGCGGUGCGAGCGCGACGGUGCGGAGUUGACGAAGGUGACGCUCGAGAAGGGGGAGCAGAAUCGAGCUUUUGGGGCCCGCGUAGUCGAUACGGAGACCAAAGAUUUUGGUCUUAUGAUUGUGCGCAUCAGUGCUGGAGGCGCGCUCAGCGAGUGGAACGCACGCAACCCAUCGAUGGCCGUGAGCCCAGGCGACAGCAUCGUCGAGGCGAAUGGUUUCACGGAACCAUGGGCCAUCAUGGAGGAGAUGGCAAGAGUCGUGAAAGUUGGUAUGGUCGUCCGCCGCGCCCCGCCGGGAGGGCGGGCCCUGCUGGCACAGUGCAAGGUCACGGAGCAGAGCCUCCAGACAACCGCGCUUGUCUUGAAGCAGACUGUCCAGGCCUGCGACGUUUCCGUGGACACUUGCGCCAUCUGCUUGGAGGACGUAGAGGCUGACGAGCGGAUUGCAGGCGUCGGGAAAGGGAAGCAGCCGCCGAGCUUCCUCAGGGCUGCCGCUGCUGGCGCCGGCGGCUUGGCGCACCUGGGCAGCCUGUGGUACGGCCAGCGCUGUACCUGCCAGGUCGAGUUGGGAGACGGUUUCUCGGUGGACCGUGAGCUGCUGCGCCUGCUGGAAGGUCAGCUGCAGAGGUGCGGGCCCGCCAACCUCACGGUGCCGGCGCCGUGCCCGCCCCCAGAGUGCUCGGGCUAUCCUGGGCUGGUGGUCCUCCUGGUGGCGGUGCUGGCUUUCCUGGCAGGGUUCGCCGCUGCUGCCUCCUGUGGCUGGUGGUGCUUGAGUCGCUCGGAGUGUCGUGCCACGUCGGAGAGCGCAGAGAUUCCGUACCUGACCGACGGCUCCUGGGUGGUGACCACACCCGAGAGAGACAUGUAUCUCGAGGACCUCCAGGAGGGCGUCGAGAGCCUCGUCUUGCUGGGCCCCAUGGGAGGCUUGCCGAUCGGGUGGAACCGUGGGCCUACACACCUGUUCAGGAACUCGUCCCAGGGCCCGCUGCGCCGCGAGGAGAGUUUGAGGCUCCAGGCGGAUGGCGCGGAGCUGGCCCUGCAGGAGAGGCGCGAGCUGGGCCUGGCCGCUUCUCCGCCGCUGCCGCCGCCCACGGGCGCGCCCCCGUCGCUGGCGCUGGAGGGUGUGCCGAGCUCGGGCGAUGGAGGAUGGCGGUACUCGGAGAACCGCGGCGGUGCUCGGCUGGGCGAGCGCGUCGGCGACGCGGAGCUGGAGGCAGGCUGCCAUCGAGGAGAUCGUGGAGUGGCCCUGGUUGGCGACGUCUUCGUGGCCUGCUCGUUCUUCCGGCCGGGCCAGCAGAUGCCUACGCCGAGGGAAGUGGAGGCGGCGGAGCCUGUGUCCAACGAGCUGCGCACCCUCCCGGUGAAGUACGAGACGGCCCGCCAGCGGCAUCGCUCCUACAAGGAGGCCGCAUCGCUGACCACGACGACGGCGUUCGAGGACUGGCCGAUCAGCGGCCCGAGGACGGCGGAGUGGCUGGCGCGGGAGAUCGCUCGGCAGGAGCUCACGCCUGUGCGCCGCCACUCCUGGUGGAGACAGCUGCUGGGUCUGGGCCCCAGCGAUUGGGGCGUCGGAGAGCACGAGUCCUUGAGCCGCCUCUUCGAGCACGCGCUGACGUACGACCAGCUGAACUUCGGCGAGUUGGCGUCGCUGGAGCUUGCAGGCAGGAGGAUGGCGGGCCGCCUCGGUGUUGCAGGUGAAGGCCUAGACUGGGCUCGGGACUUGCUGCCGCUGCCAUCUGGGCGCUGCCUGGCUGAUCUCCUGGAGGGACUCUCGCCAGCUGGCCUGGGUGUGUCGCGCUGUGCGGAUCGGCGGCGCUCGCGCCGACGGGCUGCCGAGGCGCGGCUGCAGGACGGCAUCUCGACGCUCAACGUGCUGGGCGGCCGCGGCGAGGAGUGGGGCCCCAAAGUGCUGCCAGGUGCUAUCCAGCGCCAGGCUGUGGCCAGCUUGGCCCGGGCCUACUUUGCCGUGCCGCCGCCGCCCGACGACCUCACCGCCUCGGGAGCGUGGUCUGCGCUUCGGGGCUGCGGUUCCGGCUACGCCGUUGCAGGUGUUGUCGCCGGAGAGUUCGCGACCUACCAGCGCGGCAGGCUUGCCCUGCCAGCGGUCGGUAACCAGGCGAUCGACCUCGUCAGUUGCCUGCCCGACCACUACCAGAAGUUGCUGGAGGAUAGUGGCCGCGCUAUUCGGCUACCAGCAGUGUGUACAAAGGACGUGGCGGCAGAGGUGGACGAGUUGGGCCCUGCGAUGGAUCCCAUCCUGGCUAGGUCGCCCAGCAAGUACGCCGAGUUUUUGAUGUCUGCAUACGAAUCGGGUCUCGUCGAGCCGGCGACUGAGGUUCGCAGUUUUGUGGGAGUCUUCUUCGUGCGUAAGAAGGACGGCUCGUUGUGGAUCAUCUUCGAUCCUCGAAGGACGAACUCGCAGUUUGUACCUCCAGAUAGUGUUGCCCUGGCUUCUCCUGAGGCCCUGGGUGAUCUUGAGUUGCCUGCAGGCCAGGGGUUGUGGGUCAGUGAGGGCGAUGUCGAGAACUGCUACUACCAGUUCCUGCUGCCUGACGACCUGAGGGCCGACUUCGUGCUACCUGCGGUGCCUCGGAAGCUGCUGCCGCGGAGUCUGCGCCGCUUGCUUCCGCCCGGGAACGACUUCGUUCACUUCCAGGUGCCGAUGGGCUGGAGCUGGGCCGUGGCGCUGGUGCAGGCGGCGAACGGGGAGCUGCUGCGAGCUGGUCCGCAAGGGGCCCGCCGCUGGAUCUGCAAUCGCCGCUGCGCACCUGCUGUCGCCGGGCGGGAGCCCGCUGCUCUUCUGUACAUCGACAACUUCGCCUCGCUGGGGACUGUAAAGGAGGCAGUCCAGCUCGACGGCGACUCGAUGGAGAGGCAGCUGAGGGGACGCGGUCUGACUACUCACGACAUCUCGGGGCCGCAUGUUGACGUGGACCUGCUCGGGUUCCACAUCGACGGGGUGCAGGGGGCGAUUCACAUCGCGCCCAAGCGGUUCUGGAGGCUGGCCAUGAGUCUGGACUAUAUCCUGAAGCACCCCCUCCUGACGGGAGCCGAGCUAGAGCGGCUGAUCGGGCAUUUGACGUACGUGCUGCUGCUACGACGCGAGGUGCUCAGCUUGCUCAGUGCAUCCUACGUCUUUGUCAGCAAGUGCUACACUCGGCGCGUGCGGCUCUGGCAUUCGGUGCGCCGAGAGCUGACCUGGAUGCGAGCGCUGCUGCCGCUGGUGUGGGCGGAUCUGCGCGGCGCCUGGGCCCCCAGCGUGACGGCCGCGGACGCCUCGUUGACGGGCUUGGGCGCGGUGGAGCGCUCCGCGGACCCACACGACGUCGGGCGCAUCGGCCGAGUUAGAGAGCGCUGGAGGUUCAAGGAGAGCGAGCUGUGGCCGAAGGCUCGCGUGCACGCGCCUUGCGUGAAGGCCGCCUCGUGGAAGACCGUGGCCUCGAGACGGUGGCGCCAUCGUGCCCCCAUCGACCUUCUGGAGGGCGAGGCGCUGCUGUGGGCCAUGCGGCGGCAGGUGCGGCGAGUGGCGCAUCACGGGUGCAGGCGGUUCGAGCCUCGCCGGUUGCGGGGCGAUGGAGCGCCGUCGGCUCGUGGCGGCCGCACCGAGUGCGCAGCCACCGCCUGCUCCGAGUGCGCCGGCGAGCGGUCGACGGCCUUGCCGUGGCACCGCCUCCUGGGCUCGAGCGCGUCAGGACUGGAGCUGGAGGCGGUGAGGCCCUCUACCCAGCAGAACUACCUGAAGCGCCUCAGUGGCCUCUGCAACUGGCUCGGAGUGGAGACGCUGCCCAGCUGGAGCGCGCUGGAGUGGGACGACGCACUGCUGCAGUACCUGAACGACGAGUUCGCGCAGGGAGUGCGGCCGAACAGGGCUGCAAAGCUGUUGUCGGCGGUGCUCUGGGCGCGACCGGCGCUGGGGCGGCCCCUGCGGGUGGUGUUGCCGAAGAGCAGCCGGGCGCUGCUGGGCUGGAAGCGCACGCGGCCUGGCCACUCUCGCCCGCCGCUCCCUUGGCUGGUGCUCUGCGGCGUGCUGGAGCUCCUGCUGCUGAAGCGGGAGGUGGCGAUGGCGUGCGCUCUCUGCCUCAUGUUCCACUGCUACCUUCGGCCCGGAGAGCUCCUGGCGAUGAAGGCGUUUCAGCUGGUGCCGCCUGCGGCCGGGCUGCAGGGCGGGUUUCGCUGGUGGACGCUGCUGCCUCAUCCAGAGGAGCUGCUGGUGCCCAGCAAGACUGGCGAGCUGGACGACUCGCCGCCGCUGGACGUGCCCGAGCUCCAAUGGCUUACCCCCGCGCUCAGGGAUCUGAAGGCGCGGCUGGAGCCCCGCGAGCCGCUGUGGAGUUUCGGUUACGCGCAGCUGCGCGAGGAGCUCGAGAGCGCGCUGGCGGCGCUGGGUCUUCAAAGCCUCGGUGCCACGCUGUACUGCCUACGGCACGGAGGAGCAAGCCACGAUCGAAUCGUGGGAAGGAGGUCGCUCGAGGAGGUGGCCAAGAGAGGCAGGUGGCGAGCUCGCCUGUCCGUGCGGAGGUACGAGAAGCACGGCCGCCUGGCGCUGCAAGUGGCGAAGGUGCCGCCCGUGGUGCAUGAGCGGCUGCGACUCAGCAUGCAGAGGCUGCCGCAGCUGUUCGCCAGCUGCUCACCGCGACGCUCCACAGAGUGCGCCUGGGGCGAGAUAGGGUCGCCGUCGAG
Molecule: messenger RNA, 4736 nt
Organism: Prorocentrum cordatum
Lineage: Eukaryota; Dinophyceae; Prorocentrales; Prorocentraceae
Source: the annotation of a GenBank genome assembly